Messenger RNA from Acanthosepion pharaonis, 1275 nucleotides. The record is from the annotation of a GenBank genome assembly. NCBI's taxonomy places the organism in Eukaryota, Metazoa, Mollusca, Cephalopoda, Sepiida, Sepiidae.
AUGAUGGAUGAAAUUUCUGAUGUUCUCUCCGAUUUCCGCGAACAUGAACCGUACGAUCACUUAAAGGAAGCGAUCCUCAAGCGUACUGUGCGGAAAAGGAGGACAUUAUUCAAGAGAUUCUACGGAACGUCACCAGAGGUAACAAGACGUCAUCCCAGCUUCUCAGAAUCUGCAGACCUGGUUUUUGUGCAGUUUGACCACGGCGAGAACGCAGUUCACACCCCCGACACAGCAAAGCACGAACGCUACAAGCUGAGUGAGACAGAACGGGCAUCUCCCUGCGCCCACGGACAAGGAAACCGACCCCACCUCGAUAACGACGGAGACGAACCCCCAGCCGAGAACGGCGAAGCGACCGGGGCAUUUGUUGGUUUCAUCGCACAUUUGGCGAUGGAGCCAGGAACUGUAAACCUCCCUGUACACACCCGUCGGCACGGGGAAACGAACACAGGUGCGGCCAUCAGUGUGGUACCCUAUCAGAACGACUAUACCGCUAAGCCCACCCUGCUCAAACUACGAGCUGUGAAUGGUUCCGCGAUAGACACGUACUUACGUACCCUUACUCUGAAUGUCGGCAUGCGACGUGAUUUCACUUGGACAUUCACCGUGGCUAACGUGAAGAUACCCAUCCUCGGCGCGGAUUUCCUGGCGCAUUACGCACGUGCGGUCCAUAUGAACCCUAGGACCCUAUCCGACACGACUACGAAUCUCCGUGUCUUAGGUACGCCUACACGUCAAAGCUCCACAGGAAUCAGCGUCGCAACAUGCUAUGGUCGCGAGUACUUAGAUCUCCUGACACAGUUCACAGAUAUAACACUGCCACUCCAAGCCACUGCUUCAGGUGACCACCAAACUCAGCACCACAUCAGGACUAGAGGUCCUCCUGAACACUCCCUCCCGCGACGACUCGCUCCACAUAAACUGGCGUACGCCAAGGAACAAUUCGACAAAAUGCUGAGUGAUGUCAUCAUUCGUCCUUCCGAUAGCCCUUACGCAUCGUCACUGCAACACCUGCGAGAAGUCUUCCAGCGACUCUCGCACUACGGCCUGAAGUUGAUCCUGGACAAGUGCGUUUUCGGGGCGCCCAGUGUCGAUUUUCUCGGGCACCACACCGACGCUAACGGCAUAGCACCUCUGCCAGACAAGAUCCGAUCGAUCCGGGAUUUUCCUACACCGACGUCCAUCAAACAAUUGCGACGUUUCCUCGGUAUGAUUCAUCCCAAAUUGUGCUACUAUUCUCCAGCCACUGACGAACCUGCUGCAGAGAAGGAAUAA